This is a messenger RNA of Selaginella moellendorffii, 2754 nucleotides long. RefSeq lists its product as uncharacterized. Gene Ontology annotation, biological process: autophagy. The coding region runs from base 317 to 2557 and encodes 746 amino acids. NCBI's taxonomy places the organism in Eukaryota, Viridiplantae, Streptophyta, Lycopodiopsida, Selaginellales, Selaginellaceae. Gene Ontology annotation, cellular component: intracellular membrane-bounded organelle. The transcript is spliced from 15 exons. Gene Ontology annotation, molecular function: protein binding. The record is from RefSeq and is a predicted model, not a curated record.
CGGCAUUAUGCAUUUUCGCCAUAGCCAGAAGUACGAUUUUAGGGCACGGGAGUGGUAGCGUAAGAUCGUGACGCUUAGGGAUCAGUGUAUGGCGCGGUAUGGGCGGCGCGCCGGGGCGCCGGCACAGAUUUUGCGAUGGAUUUCCAGAUUCCGGGGCUCUGGAACCUUAGAUUUUACCGGGCAUCGGAUUUGAGAGCUCCGAGGCAUGGAUUCCAGGUCUGUGAUCGGGGAUUUCCGGAGAAUGCAAGGGAAUUCUGCGCGCGCUGUGAUAGUGUAGCAACUCUAGUGUUACGUAUGUAGCUUGGACGGGGCGGGGAUGGUGUCCUCCUGCUUUGAAAAUAAUGCGGCAGGAGUGUCUGGAUCGCAGGCAUCGUCGUGCUCACAGUGCCAGUCAAAGAACUUAGCGGACAAUGUUUUGCGUAUGCUUGAUUGGAGACAGAUUUCGCCAAGCGUAAGAAGACCUUCGAAAAGGUUGUGGAGGGAUACAGCUGCAUCUUCCAGUAAAUGCCAUGGGCAUUCUCGCGAAACUACAAACGCCAAACAUGCUCUAGUUAACUGGCUGGAAGCUGAGUCGUUCAAGCACUCCAUUGCGAAGUAUUGUUCUUUGGUACCGGCACCAAGGUCAACUAUUGCUGCAGCCUUCAGUCCGGAUGGAUUGACUUUAGCAUCAACACAUGGCGAUCAUACCGUGAAAAUUAUAUGCUGUCAAAGCGGCCAAUGCCUUAAAGUGUUGAGCGGACACCGAAGAACGCCGUGGGUGGUCCGUUUUCAUCCUAGCAGCCCUGAAGUGCUAGCAAGCGGUAGUUUGGACUAUGAAGUUCGUCUUUGGAACGCUAACACUGCAGAAUGUGUUGCAUCUCGGGAUUUUUACCGGCCUAUUGCGUCUCUAGCAUUUCACGCACGAGGGGAUUUACUCGCAGUUGCUUCCGGACAUAAGCUUUACAUUUGGCAAUAUACGAAAGAAGGUGAUGCAGCAUGUCCAAAUAUCGUUCUUCGCACACGGCGAUCGCUUCGUGCAGUACAUUUUCACCCGCUAGCAGCGCCCCUUGUACUAACUGCGGAGGUGAAUGAUCUGGAUUCACCAGACUGUCCUAUGUCCGUAGCCACAUCGAGGGAGUACCAAGUGUAUCCUUAUACGGAACUACACUAUUCGCAUCCUGGUGGUGCUGCCCCUCAAAACUGGAUAUGGACUGGCGAUGCCCAAGUGCAACGGGAGUCUCUAACCACGACUGCUCCAAUGGAUAUUUCUCCCAGACCAUCGAAUGCUGCGGCACCACCACCUUCAGAUGGCAUGGAUCCAGUGGAAACUCCAGGUUUAGUUUCGGAGACAGGCAGGGUGAGUCCUACGGUUGUUGGCGGCCCCUGGGAUCCUCUCGUACUUCCUGAAGCAGUAACUGGCCAGGUGGAGAACAUUUCUUUUGGUGGCGCUAGUGCUUUGCGAGUGCCAUUGGUUCCGGUAGCUAGAAGACAGGAAGAAGCGGUGGAAGUUGGCACUGGCUCGGGAAUCUGGCCGAUUGGAUUGUUCCCAAACAUUCAGGCAUAUUCAAUGACCGGACAAACACACUUGCCACGCUUUCUUCAUGUGACCGAUCCUGUGGUGCUGGACCCGUUUCUUCAAGGCUGGGUACGUUAUGACCAGCCGGAAAACGAAGGUGGACCGCAACAUCAACCUCAACCGCCCGAAGCAUCUGGUACGCGGAGAGGUGGCCGGAAUGCAGCUGAAGGACGGACGCAACAUCGUGCUCAGGGAGGUCAGUUUACUGGUUUCGGUGUUGCUGAAGCUGCCGUCACCGCAGCAACAGCAGCAGAGCUUCCUUGUACAGUAAAGUUGAAGCUUUGGCCGCACGACAUCAAGCAACCCAGUGCGCUUCUUGAUCCGGAGACGUGUAAAUUGACCAUUCCUCAUGCGGUAUUAUGCAGUGAGAUGGGUACACAUUUCUCACCAUGCGGCCGUUUUCUCGCCGCUUGUGUUGCUUGUGUGUUACCACCGGAAGCCGAGCCUGCGCAGGGUCGAACAAAUGGUCCUGGUGGCCCUGGAUUUUCAGUGCAGUCUCCUACACAACAUCCAAUUUCUACUCAGCAAGUUAUAUACGAGCUGCGGAUCUACUCUUUGGAAGAGGCCACGUUUGGAGAAGUACUCGCUUCUAAGGCUGUCCGUGCAGCGCACUGCUUAACGUCAAUACAGUUCUCUCCCACAUCUGGUCAUAUACUUUUGGCCUAUGGUCGACGUCACGGUUCACUCUUGAGGAGCAUCGUGUUGGAUGGAACAACUACGAUUCCUGUAUAUACAAUACUCGAGAUUUAUAGAAUAUCAGAUUUGAAACUAGUGCGAGUUCUCCCAAGUGCUGAAGAUGAAGUUAAUGUAGCGUGCUUUCAUCCUCGAGUUGGCGGAGGGCUUGUUUACGGCACAAAGGAAGGCAAGCUCCGAAUCAUCCGUAGGGACUGGAUCACAAAUUCUUUUGGUUCGUCCAGACAACAUGGGCUGGAGGAUCAGCUUCUGGAGGCGGAAACAUCUGAUCCCUUGACUUUUGGAAUGGUGCCUGGCGAUGGAGAUUAAGGAACUUCAUUCGUCAAAGCGGGGUUAACCGUAAGUGCGCAAAUACGACACCAAGGUCUGUUGUAGCAUAAUUCUUUGGUGGAGCAGCAUGCAAAAUGUAGGGAGCAGCUUUGAAGCCUAUGAAACAGACUUUGAAGCUGCAAACCGCGUUGUUGUCGUAUCAUGCAAAUAUAUGUAUACUGCUUUUGUUCUGUUCU